AACAAGCUUUUGAUGGUUUGUGUCACUUAGAGUGUUACGGUUUAUAAGUUUGCCUAACAAGAGAAAGAUCCCUGGUUCGAUCACAGGAGGAGACACAAAUCCCUUUGGGGUAGUGUCAGGAAGGGCAUUCGCUGUAAAAAUCUACCAAAAUCAAACAUGCAGACCUCCCCGCUGUGACGACCGCUUGUGAAAAAGGAGGAAGCUGAAAGCGGCUUUUAGAGUUGUUUAAAUUCUGCUCAUUAGACUAGAUAAUGAAAUACACAUCAGAUGCUUUAAUACAUCUCAUGAUCAAGUGAAGUUAUAAGUGGUCUUUUCCUAAGUUACAUGUUUUAUGAGACAACAUGGUUUUUGAAGCUGUGGAGAGAACCCGGUUUAUUUAAAAAGAGGAGAUCUUACACGCAGAGCUGACAGUCGGGUGGAGGAAACAGGGCUGCAGAAGGGCAGGUGAUGAACUGUGACGUUCAGCACAGUAGAAACUCCACAGUUUCUGUUCUCUUCUUCUCACUUGUCCCAAGGGUCAGUCCCGCUCCCUUACCAUCUAUUCUGGUUUCAGCACACAUCCGCUGGUUGGGCAAGAAAACUUAGGCACCCCCCACACAACACUGAAAACACAUAAACAAACUCUUCCAUGCCAGAGUUUGUACAGGGCUGUGAAAAAGUAUUUGGCCCCUACCUUAUUUUUUGUGUGUUUCUGCUUGGUUAUAUUUACAUGUUUCAGGUCAACAAACAAAUUUUAAGAUUAUUAAAUACAAAAUGAUGUUUUGAAAUGAUUAUUUCCCUUGUUAAGACUGCCUGCUCAACCAUUUGGUUUAGCAUAUUUUGAGAGACUAUAUAUAAUGAACUGGAGUACUUAGCUUAACUCAACCUUAUUGAGCCAUCUCUACCACUUGGUUGAGUUAUGUUAUCCUAAAAGAAAAACACUAGGUGGCACUGUGUCAGGAUAUGGCAGGCCUCAUCUGCAACCCUCCAACCAGGAAAUCAGAAAGCAAAAAAUCACUCUGGACACAUGGACUGUUUUGGCUAAAAACUUUAAAGAUGGAUUGCAAAUCCUUUUAUGGAGCAAGACAACGCACCUACCUGGCCCUUGUACCUGAAAAUUCUCAGGACUCCGAUGGUGAACUGAGUGAUGAUGACCCAAUAGAGGAUCCAGAUUUUCAACCCAAUUUUGCAGAUGAUAGUGAUGAAAGCUGCUUUGAUGUUUCCCUGGAUGAAGAUGCUCCUUCAACAAGUAGAUCUAAUAAACUUUUUGACAACACUUUGCCAAACCAUAACACAGCCAAGGCUUUCUGUUGUGUUCUGUGACAACUAUUUUACCAGUUUUAAACUGGUCCAGCACCUAGACACCUCAUUGGGUGUCAAGUGCAUUGGCACUGUUCGACCAAAUCGCACAGGUGGAGCCACUUUGAUGACAGACAAAGAGCUGAUGAAGAGAGGGCGUGGAGCUUUUGACUACAGGUCUGCUGAAGGUGUGAUCGCAGUUAAAUGGUUUGACAACAAAUGUGUGAACCUGCUAAGUAAUGCUUCUGGGAUCAUGCCACUUUCAACUGUCAAACGCUGGAGCAAAGAGUCCAAGGCGAAAGUUAUGAUCCCAUGCCCAUCACUCAUCCCUGCAUACAAUGAGCAUAUGGGAGGGAUAAAUCUCUCUGACAUGCUGGUACACCUGUACAAGACCCCAGCCAAGUCUACAAGAUGGUACCUGCCACUCUUUGGUUACAUGCUUGAUCUGUCCAUUGCAAAUUCCUGGCUGGUCUACAAGAGGGAAUGUGGACAACUAAACCAGAAACCAAUCACACUCAAAAGAUUCCGCCUGGCAGUUGCGCAUAGCUUGAAACAAGUCAACAAGCCAGCAUCCAAAGUUGGCCGACCAUCAUCCAGCUCUCCACCACCACCAAAGAAACGAUACACCCCAAGACCCUCACAACCACAGCCAGAUGUGCGAUAUGACUGCUUUGGGCAUUGGCCACUUCACUGUGACAAGCGAGGCCGAUGCAAUUACUGUCCAAAGGGCGUCUCAAGAUGGAAAUGCCAAAAAUGCAAUGUUUUCUUGUGCUUGAAUGCCAGUCAGGAAUGCUUUGCAGUGUACCACCAGAAGAUCUAAUCAUCAGGGGGUAUUGGUGAAGUUGCAUGAAUGGCAAAAGAAAAGAGCCAGAACUGUUUCAGUGUGUUCUCAAAUUUUUCAGUGCAAAAUGGCAAUGGUAUAUAAUAUACCACCAGAAUUUUCUGGAAAAUAAAAUAAAAAAUGUUAGUGCUGUUCCAACACUACAGUGAAAAGUUUAUGUUAACAACAGGUCAAAAGUGAAUUUGUAUGUUUAUGAAUUUUCGGUAAUUGCAGAUCAAGUUUUUGAUCAAAUUUACAAUAUUUUUGUGUUUUAUACAUUUUGUGGUUUGUUAUUAUAACGCCCACUGUUGAAAUGGAAUCCAACAAUGUUUGAUGUUUUACUACCACAAUAAAGUGGGUCAAACACAAAAUUGGGUAGUUAUUGUUUUGCAAAAUGAGUAUAACCUUUACUUUUUUCUACUAGUUAUGUCUGUAGAACUUUAUGGAGUUGUACCAUAGAGAGACAUCUCAACCGUUUGGUAGAGGGUAAUAUUUAAAAAACUAUAAGGUGUGUAUAAAUUUUUUUUUUUGAUUGUGAUCAUUAUUGACCUAAAGGAAUAGAAAAUAUGGACAAAUAAUUUUUUCAUUGUAUUUUUCUUGGUGAGGCAGUCAAAGGGCUAAGGGGGAAAAAGUUAUCCAAACUCUGUGUGAAAAAAGUAAUUGUUUGCUUAAAUAGAACCGGUAUGACAAAGUAAAGUAGGCUGAAAAAUCUCAAAAAACAUCACAGCAUGCCACUAUAUAAAAAAAAACUGAGAGACAAAGUCACUGAUAUCUAUUUGUCUCGAAAAUGGUUACAAAUUCAAUUCAAUUCAGUUUUAUUUAUCCAGCGCCAAAUCACAAUAACUGUCGCCUCAAGGUGCUUUGUAUUGUAAGGU
This is a messenger RNA of Oreochromis niloticus (Nile tilapia), 2973 nucleotides long. RefSeq names its product piggyBac transposable element-derived protein 2. The transcript has 2 exons. Lineage: Eukaryota; Metazoa; Chordata; Actinopteri; Cichliformes; Cichlidae. The record is from RefSeq and is a predicted model, not a curated record. Bases 1172 to 2098 code for a protein of 308 amino acids.